AUGGACCGAUUGGGGUUGAUAUAUGAUAUCGUUAGUCUAUUGAGGAAUACCGCCGUGGUGGUUAUCAUCCUGUCCACGUUGGAAACAUCUUCCAGGAAUGAUAUAAAGCCACCGGAAAAAUGGCAUAUGGCCAAUAAUUGGCAGUGUGAUGGAUUGCUGAUUUCUCUACAAGGACCAGAGGCAGUAUCCUUGAAAACGCUAAAGACCCUGAGUUUAGCCUGGUCAAAUGACGGGAUGGGGGUAUCUGCCCCGCCAUACCUUCACAAAGACCCGAGGGAUACUGGCUGGAUGAACACCCAGCAGAUUACAGCAGCUGGUGGCUUGUGGACGAAAUUUCCCACUUUUCAACUCUUAUUAUACGAAUAA
This is a messenger RNA of Microsporum canis CBS 113480, 366 nucleotides long. RefSeq lists its product as uncharacterized. The record is from RefSeq and is a predicted model, not a curated record. NCBI's taxonomy places the organism in Eukaryota, Fungi, Ascomycota, Eurotiomycetes, Onygenales, Arthrodermataceae. The coding region runs from base 1 to 366 and encodes 121 amino acids. The transcript is spliced from 2 exons.